AUGUCGCUGCUCACAGACAAAGACUUUGUGGAAGGGUUACCAAGUGCCUUGGACCUGUUUACUAUGCCCCCAUACCAAACGAGUGUGUUUCAACAUUACUACGUAGACUGCAGGCCCAUCAGUCAAAUUACAGAUUCGUCCCCAGUAGAAUUCCAAAUUGCAAACAGUGGAAGCGACUACGUAGAUUUGAAACGUAGUCGUUUGCAUGUAAAGCUGAAAGUGAGCCACUCUGAUGGGACAGUUCUGGAUAAAGAUGAACACGUGGGUCCGGUAAACCUAUUCAUGCAAGCUCUGUGGUCGCAAGUCGCUGUGUACUUACAAGGUCAGUUGGUGAGUUCAGCGAACAAUCACUAUCCCUACAAAGCAAUUAUUGAAACCUUACUGAAUUAUGGAGCGGAUGCUAAACAGUCUCAACUUCAGUCACAGUUAUUUUACAAAGACAAAGGGGAGGUACAAACAGACAUUGAAAGCACAGAUCCCAUUACCGGUGCUAAUUCUGGAUUACUCAACAGAGGAGCAUUCAUCGCAAACAGUAAAACAAUUACCAUGGAAGGUGCACUAUGCGAAGAUAUUUUUAACAUAGGUAGAUAUCUGGUGAAUGGCGUGGAUAUUACUAUAAAGCUAUUUCGGAGUUCCGUUCCCUUUUGUCUGAUGUCCGGCAAGACUGGUCAGGAAUACAUGAUCGAGUUGCAAGAUAUCUAUUUCAAGAUAUGUAAACUGAAAAUGAACAGUGCCCUGAUUCUGACUCACAACAAGCUGUUUGAAAAAUCCAACGCCCUUUAUCCAUUCACUAAAACCGAAGUUAAAAUGAGUAGUAUUCCAUUUUCUCAACAAAGUUACGUGUGGGACAACGUGUAUCAGUCACAUUGUCCGGGUAGACUAGUUGUUGGGUUUGUAAACGGUGAUGGUGUGACUGGAUCAUAUACAAAGAACCCUUUCAACUUCCAGAGUUCAUUUGUGAAAACUGUGUCUUUGUAUUUGGACGGUGUGAGCAUACCAGGUAGACCAGUAGAAGCCGAAGACAUAAGCGCCUACGUGAAUUUAUUCGAGGGAGUCAACAGAUGGGGUCAAGACAGUGGAAAUUACAUUAAAAGAUCCGAAUUUGUUUUGGGUCAUGGAUUGUUUGUGUUCAGUCUAGAACCUGUGUUUGUGGACUCUGAUUAUUUAAGCUUAAUUAAGAGUGGUAAUUUACGGUUAGAAGUACAGUUUAAAUCAGCACUGAAAAACACAGUCAGUUGCAUUGUGUAUGGGGAAUUUCCUAGCUUGAUUGAAAUCGAUCAGACCAGGAACGUGUUUGUUAAAUAA
Molecule: messenger RNA, 1305 nt
Organism: Gigantopelta aegis
Lineage: Eukaryota; Metazoa; Mollusca; Gastropoda; Neomphalida; Peltospiridae
Exons: 1
Coding region: 1-1305 (434 amino acids)
Biological process (GO): deoxyribonucleotide biosynthetic process
Cellular component (GO): cytosol
Molecular function (GO): ribonucleoside-diphosphate reductase activity, thioredoxin disulfide as acceptor
Source: RefSeq, a predicted model, not a curated record